Molecule: messenger RNA, 672 nt
Organism: Saccharomyces eubayanus
Lineage: Eukaryota; Fungi; Ascomycota; Saccharomycetes; Saccharomycetales; Saccharomycetaceae
Gene: YPT31
Product: Rab family GTPase YPT31
Exons: 1
Coding region: 1-672 (223 amino acids)
Biological process (GO): exocytosis
Cellular component (GO): recycling endosome
Molecular function (GO): GTP binding; GTPase activity
Source: RefSeq, a predicted model, not a curated record
AUGAGCAGCGAGGACUAUGGGUAUGAUUACGACUUGUUAUUUAAAAUUGUGCUGAUUGGCGAUUCCGGAGUAGGGAAAUCCAAUCUAUUGUCAAGAUUUACGAAGAACGAAUUCAACAUGGAUUCCAAGUCCACCAUUGGGGUCGAGUUUGCCACCAGGACUCUGGAGAUCGAUGGCAAGAGGAUCAAGGCGCAGAUCUGGGAUACUGCGGGCCAGGAACGUUACAGAGCCAUUACUUCUGCUUAUUAUAGAGGGGCUGUCGGUGCCUUGAUCGUAUACGAUAUCAGUAAAUCAAGCUCAUACGAGAACUGUAACCACUGGUUAUCGGAGCUUAGGGAAAACGCAGAUGACAACGUUGCGGUUGGUCUUAUUGGGAACAAGUCUGAUUUGGCCCAUUUACGUGCUGUACCCACAGAAGAGUCUAAGACAUUUGCUCAAGAAAACCAGUUAUUAUUUACAGAAACAAGUGCUUUGAACAGUGAGAAUGUGGAUAAGGCCUUUGAAGAGCUGAUUAAUACUAUUUACCAAAAGGUCAGUAAGCACCAAAUGGAUCUCGCAGAUUCUGGUGUUACCGGAAAUGCCAAUGGCGCAUCUGCUCCAAAUGGUCCAACAAUUAGUUUGACACCAACUCCAAACGAAAACAAAAAAAACAGCGGGAAUAACUGUUGUUAA